AGGACAAUUUUACGUCUGAGUGUGGUAAACAAUAACUGAAUAGAAAAUAAAUUAAAUGUCAACAUCAGUAUUUUUAAGUUUAAAUGUCUACAAAUGUGUGUUCUGAUUUUUAUAUGAUGAAUGGUUAUUUGGCAGUAAACUUAAAGAGAUUGUUCACCCGCAAAAUUAAAAUUCUGUCAUCAUCCAUGUCAUUUCAAACCUGUAUGACUUUCUUUCUUCUGAAAAACACAAAGAUAUUUUGAAGAAUGUUGGUAACCGAACAACGGUGGCACCCAUUGACUUGCAUUGGUUUUUUGUCCAUACAAUAGAAGUGAAUGGCUACAGCGGUUGUGCGGUUACAGUAAUCACAAGUAAUCACAAGAAUUACAGUACAUAAAUAUUCUCAGGUAGGCUAUCUCCCAAUUCCCUCUUUCCAAACUAUCACCUCAAAUUGGUAAAGCUAAGCUUCACACAUAAGCGUCGAGGGGGUCACAUCAAACUUGCAUUUGAUUGGCUUAUAGAUGCUGCCCAUUGCAUUGCUUGACCAUCAUUGGCUACUUCACUGAAGGUUAAAACCUUCUCUAGCACACAUACCCUUCUUUCAAGUCACGAGGCGCUGCCAUGGGCUAAUUCUGUACCCACCACUCGUAUUACCCAUAUUACCCUGAGAGAGAGAAAGAGUGAGCGUAACUGUGUAUGUGUGUAUGAGAGAGAGUCAGAGAGAGGGAGGGGCGAGCAAGUUGAGUCCAGAGAGGGGGAGGGGACGGAGAAUGUGGGAGAAGCAACAGCUUGAGAUUUCUAGGGAGACUGUCUAAGGGAAAGUCGGAGCCACUAACAAAUGAGAAGGAAGUACGAGAGGCAAGGAAAUGACGGUGAAGAAGUGAAAGGAAAAUAAGAAACAUGCCUUACAGAACAUAGGGAGGAAAAGAGGAAUUUCUUCUUGCGCAAGAAAAAGCAAAAAUGGAAAGAGACUUUUGAUGGAUUAAUCAGAGCUUGAGAGAGCAAAGCAGCAGAGAAGUGAGAAGAGACCGGGCCCAGCGGUCAUGACAGUCAGUUAAAAUAAGCCGGCGGAGGAAGUUGUUGGCAGAAGUAGCAUCUGCAUUUGGAUGAGAGUUCAUGAGGAUACAUGCAUGUCGCCGGCUGUGUGUGAGUGCGAGUGAGUGCGUGAGAGUGGACGCACGUUAUGAAGACCCGAAUGCUCUGUCUGCUUCCGGUGAUCCUUGUGUGUUCCUUCUGCAGUGUGGCCUUCUGGUUUUUUCUUACAAACAAUAAUGUAAUCACUCGUCCUGUAUCUAAGAUUCCUCAAAAAGGCUCUGAUGCUUCAGAAUCUUGCAAAGGAUGCAAAGACAGUGUAUUAAUUACCAAAGCACUGGAGAACUACUCAAGCAAAUGGAAGAAACAGGAGGCAAACUUCAAAAAGUUCAGGUCAUUAUUAAGCAGCAAGUGUCAUGCUGUGUCUAAGGCUGUGGUCACACAGAGUAACACGCCACUGGGGUCAAAUGUGGUCUAUGAUGGAGAGAGGAGAAAGCCACUGCAGGUGACACCUGCUCUGUUCAGCAUAUUUGCUAAGGAGCAGCCCUUUAGAAAUGCAACAUUCGAAUCGUGUGCUGUGGUGGGGAAUGGAGGUAUUUUGUCCAAUAGCAGCUGUGGACAGAAAAUAAAUUCCGCUCAAUUUGUCAUCAGAUGUAAUCUUCCACCACUGGGGAAUGGACAUGAGCAGGAUGUUGGCAACAAAACAAACUUGGUGACUGCAAAUCCCAGCAUCCUUCACGAGAAGUACAGCGGACUGAUGGAUCGACGCCGUCCAUUUGUGGAAAGCCUCCGUCCCUACGGACAGGCCUUACUGCUGCUACCUGCUUUCUCCUACGCCCACAACACGCCCGUAUCCCUGCGUGCCUUUUACACACUGGAGGACUUCGGAAGAGAAGGUCCGCUGCCUGUUUUUCUGAACCCGGACUACAUGAGGAGGCUGUCGAAGUUCUGGCGCGAAAGAGGGCUCAACUCGGUCCGCCCCAGCACGGGACUCAUCAUGGCUAGCUUAGCACUAGAGAUUUGCACUAACGUCCAUUUGUACGGCUUUUGGCCUUUCAACAAACAUCCGCAUGACAAUCGGUCGAUCACCAACCAUUAUUACGAUGAUCGGGAGAGCAAAAAGAAUGUGCAUUCCAUGCCAACUGAGUUUGAACAUUUACUAAAACUCCACAAGCAAGGUGUGGUGCAUAUACACCUGGGUGACUGUCAACCCAAUCGCAGGUAAAAACCUGUGGGCCUUAGACCCCACAGAAUACCUCUCUAUCCGAUUUGGUACUACAACACCUGUAAGGCUCAUUUUCACUGCUGAGAGAAUGAAGGCCUUUCUGAAAACAAAGCAGCUUUGAAUGUGAAUGUGCACUGAGGCUAUGAAUCUCUAUUGCUUGUAUUGCUGUUCGCACACACACUUUACCUUAAGAUGAAUUUGCACAUAUACGCGCACAUUUUGCCUCCGUACUGUGAAGGAAUUUAAUUAGGAAAAUGACUCCCAGACCUGCAUCCUCCCUAAAGACCCCUAAGCACUCAUUCAAGCGGUCUUGCCUUAGUCAGUCUUGAACACGUUCACUUUUGGUGCGUCUCCAGCUGUUGCCUCUCAUUCAUCACAAGUGCCAGUCUGUUCUCUUUAAAAACGAGCAGUAAUGAAUCUGAUCUCAGGUGUGCGGAGUAAGCUGUAAUAACAUGAACACUGAAAUCUAAUGCCGCCUUCAUGUGAACAUGGGAAACUCGUGCCAUCCAGUUGGGCAUUCGUUAGGAUGACAUGUAACACGUUAAAGUGCGAAAAUAACACGGAAGUAGCAAAACUUACAAAAUAUAGUUCAUUUAUGCUACAUCCAUUUUAUAUAUCUGUAAAGUGCCCAAACAGGUAUCCCUUUACAAAAGUCAUGGAAAUCUUUAUUUCCCCCCCCGUAUGGUGUAUACUGGUAUCAAAUAAAAUAUUUAGUUUUCUUAAAAUGAUCCAUACAUCAAACAUAUAAUGAUUGAAAAAACACAUGUAGAAUUGAUAUAACUUUGCAAAAUCAUUCAUUACCUUUGAUGACAGUUUGCAUUCCAUUGUUUUGGAUUUCGACAACUCGACUCGGCAACUCGUAAUGUGUAUAAUCCAGAGAAUCCCACUGGUUAACGCAACUUCAUUUGGGCAUUCAUGUGUGUGGAACUCGCAAAUAUAUGAUAUUUUCGUCUCCACUUGAAGGCAGCAUAAUUCUAGUCUUUGAUUCCACAUUUUAGCUGCUUCCACAUUGAACUGGAUACAUUUGAAAAAUGUAUCUUUUUCAUAAAGUUUUAGUUUUAUGUCUAUAAGAGCUUUAAUCCAUUUUAAAGAGAAAGAUCUCAAGUAGAUUCGUUUGAAAACUGUGAUGGAGUGCGUAUAAAUUAUUGAAAGUUAACUAAAUAUAUAAUACAAUGUGGAAGUGUUGCACCUCUAAUUUCAUGCCGGCUGUUCACGUGUUAAAUAUGUAGAAUAUAUGUGACAGAAUUUACUGUGAAAAAGCUUGAGGAAAGCAUUUGAAAAUGGUGGUGUGGAGAACGGAAAACGCUUUUCAAUAUUAUCCGGAUUAAUGUCGACAUUUAGGCUAAGAGAAUUCUUUGAUGUCUGGAUUAUUUAAAACGUGACAAUAUGAUUGCAGGAUGAAACAAUAGGAAACACAUGUGUGGGUUAACUUUACUCAGAGUAAGAAAACAGGAGGAAAUGCUGAUAAUAGUGGCAGAUCUACAUUUUCUAUGCACCCAAUCUAACCCCGAAAGGGCUCACAUAUCAAUAAAUGACUGUAUGGAACAUAACAUUGGUUUGGAUAAUUAUUAAAAACGAUUUUUGGAAAAAAUUCUAUUCAUUGCAAAGGUACAUGACAGUAUUAAAAAUGUAAAAUGCACCCAAUGUGUAUAAUGUUGUCAGAUCAUUAAGACCCCAUUCUGAGGGGAUCAAGCACAGAUUCUGAACACAUUUAAUGAAGGUGUAAAUGCUAAUGCUUUUCUGUGAUUUAAAUAAAAGUAUGCAAGGGGAAAAGUCAGAAAUGGAGAGGCAUUGAAAUGUGUAAAUGAAAUUCAGAACAUUCAGAUACUAUCUGGAUGCAAAAUGUAAAUGUAAAUGCAAGAUACUGUAUAUCUAUCCCAUGAUCUUUGCAUUGCUAAUGCAAUACUCUACCAAAUGAUCUACAGGAAUUGUAAAUGUG
Molecule: messenger RNA, 4175 nt
Organism: Triplophysa rosa
Lineage: Eukaryota; Metazoa; Chordata; Actinopteri; Cypriniformes; Nemacheilidae
Gene: st8sia6
Product: ST8 alpha-N-acetyl-neuraminide alpha-2,8-sialyltransferase 6
Exons: 7
Coding region: 1163-2236 (357 amino acids)
Biological process (GO): N-glycan processing; oligosaccharide metabolic process
Molecular function (GO): alpha-N-acetylneuraminate alpha-2,8-sialyltransferase activity
Source: RefSeq, a predicted model, not a curated record